Molecule: messenger RNA, 5661 nt
Organism: Sycon ciliatum
Lineage: Eukaryota; Metazoa; Porifera; Calcarea; Leucosolenida; Sycettidae
Product: nonsense-mediated mRNA decay factor SMG8-like
Exons: 29
Coding region: 367-3966 (1199 amino acids)
Biological process (GO): nuclear-transcribed mRNA catabolic process, nonsense-mediated decay
Source: RefSeq, a predicted model, not a curated record
GUUGAGUUUUGAUUUUUGAAGUUUCAUAAUUGUUUUGUUCAAGGGAUAUUGCUUUCACAGGCAGUCAAGUCCUUCUGUUUCUUUGUUACAUGUGUGUGGAAUCUAAUUACUUACCGGCCUGUUGUCCUAGUCUGAAGGUGCUACAGUAAUCCUUUUUUCCGUUGGGUCCUAGUUGACUACCGAGGUCGUACUAUUACUAAUUGUCGGCGACACAGUGUCUGUAUAUGUUUUGGUGGAGCUUGCCAUUACCACGCAACGCAUAGUUGCUAUCUCAGUAUCUGGGCUGUCCUCCGCCGGUUCCCCUAUAGGCUAUAACCGUACUUUGACCGAGAAACUCAACUAUGUCGUAGUUGUGGCGUUUUGUGGAUGAGAAAGAUGCCUGCAGAUUCGUUCACUAUACCCCCGAGGAAGCAGGACAAAGAAAGAGAAUGGCCACAAGAUCCGGUCUGUGUUGUCGGCAUCAUUGGCAAGUCUGGGGUUGGCUCGGCGGACAAGGCUUCACUGAGUAACCUGACUUUAGAGAAGCUGGUUUUUCCUGUGCAGUAUCAGUCGCACAACUCUGUGCUGAGAAAGCUCAGGAACAUCUCAUCUGCGUCGGCUCUGCCAGAUGAGGAAGACCGCGAUGUUUCCUUCUCUGGGUAUUACGAUGCCGAGCAGCAGAUUCUUUACUUGCAGCUGCUGUCCAUGCAUGAUGCUACACAGCUUUCCAAGAUUUGCCAGCGCGUGCAGCGCACUCUCUCGCAAUCGGCAUGGCACGAUGCCUGGCGGAAUCAGGAGAACAAGUACUGCAAUGCGCUGCUCUUUCUCUUCUGCACCUGCCAUGUCAUAAUGGUGACUCACCCAACCGAUCAAUUUGACCCUACUUAUGUCCACAUGUUUGAAUCUCUGGCCAAUAUCAGGGAGAGUGUUGAGCGUAGCCUGACACAAUACUUGGAAGACUCGCUGGACGAGGCCGUGUGUGGCCUAUGGCUGGCCAGUGGGCGCUGUGCGUUGCCAAGGCUACUGUUCGUGCUGAAGCAAAAUCGCGUUCAGUCUAUGGAUUCAGCGGCUUCCCGUGACAACAGUGGCAACGUGGAUGCUGCAGGUCGUCUCUCUGAAAACUGGAUACAGAGACAGGCGAGUCGCUAUGGUGCCGCAUCGCCAUCGAAGCGUUUUCAGCUGUUCGUAGAGGAUCAAAUCUACAACCUCUGCAAGAGAUGCCGGACACGGCUUAUGACAGGGGAGAAUGCACUGUUCACGCUGAGUCCGCACAAAUUCCUGCACGUCGUCACACCCAAUGCGUCAGCAUCAUCCGCCAGUGCUGCGUCAUCGUCGCUGGACUCGAUGGCCAUUCUCAUGCAAGGACUGCCCAAUCAGUUGAGACGACCACAGUUGCGAGCUGCCGGUCGAGCUUCGCAUGGUCAUCACACAUUGGAAUCACGGCUGACGUCAGCAUCCGGUCGACCCCCAUCGCCUUCUGCCUCGGGUACCUCAACGUCGGAGCAGCGCCACAGUCCGAACUUUCACAGCAGCAGGAUCUCAUCGUCGGCAACAUCUGCCAUCCACCCGGUUGCUGGACCGUCGAAAGUGUCCGAGCGAGCAUCUGAUGAGACCCAGAGUCUCCAGGGCUUUCUGAUGCGGCACGUUGAAGCCAUUCACCAGGGGGCUGACACAAUGGUGUUCGACAAGCUGGCAGUGGGGAAGAAUGACGGAGUGCUGCCCAACUGUGACGACUGGUUCGCCGUGGCGUCAGUCAUCUACGACUUCUUCCUGGGUGCUGACGGCAUUGGCGAUCAGUACGAGAAGGAGCGUGUUCGAAUGCCACUGCAGCUGCAGCAUCAGUUCUCAGAGAGUCGCUGUAGCAAAGCAGCUCCGGCAGCAUUCAACGCAUACAAGGAGGGUCUCCCUGACCUGUACACGACCAGCCAACACAAAGUCCAGCUGGACAAUGCACUGCGAGUCUUUUCUGUCCAGUCCCGUGGCCCAUCAAUGCAUGUGUAUAUUGAUGAGAUCAGGCAGCGAUGCGAAGAGUACUGGGAGGAUGGCCACAAGGCGUGCGAGCAAAUCAGCAUGACUGGACGCACAUGCCACCUACCGUAUCAUCUUCUGCCGAAAACCAGUGACAAUGGUGGCUCGGAAGAAUCUGACGGAACGGACACGCCACGUGUGCAGCAUUCUAACAAUCACGUGGCUCUGCAUUCGUGUAACUGUGGCCGACUCCAGACCGACCGUCCGGACCCCUUCACACUGAAGGAUGCAAACUUCACAUUCUACGAGACCUUGGAGCUGGGUUGCUGCGGACAGCUGGCCCGUGCUGUGUUUGCCAGCGCUCCGCCGGUGUACGCGAAUCCCGUCGGUUCGUUCGACUAUCCGACGUUGUUCACUGACGUUGCCAGCACCCAGGCAAGCCAGAGUGCGUCUCUUCACGCUGCCGGCCAGAGCUACAGGCACCUGUCCCUGCCCACACUGCAGCAGCGCGCCGAUGAAAGUGUGAGCGCUGCCGCCGCCGCGCUUUACACUGGCCGCACCAGUCCCACCAGUGCGGCACUCGACACAGCUGCAGAGCCGGAGCAGGAGCCGGGAACCUCGGGCACAGCUGCAGAGCCGGAGCAGGAGCCGGAGCAGGAGCCGGGCACAUCGCGCGCAGCUGCCGUGUCAGUGCGAAGGGAGUCCCUAAUCAAGCGACGCAGCGAGCUGAUGCUGAAGCACGAAGCGCUUGAUCUUGCCAGCGGUAGUACAGGCAGCAGUGGCGAGGAGCCUGCCGACACGACUGCUGAUCCGUCGUCAGCAGCAGCAGCAGCAACAGCACAGCCCUCGCCCAGUACUAAAGACAGCUGUGACACUGCCAGCCCUGCGGCAGAAGAUCAAGACCCGUCGUCAGUCACCAGUCCUAAGAGCACCGACAACGCUGGCCCUGCGGCAGAAGAUCAAGACCCGUCGUCAGUCACCAGUCCUAAGAGCACCAACAACGCUGGCCCUGCUGCCGCUGACAGUGGUGAAGGUGAGGAGGCUGCCGGAAUGGAGAUUGCUGACGAUGCAGCCGCAGCGGAGUGGUCGCUGUACAGUGAUGCGUUAGCUGCGAACAUGGCUGGUUCAGACACGGGCCUGCAGAAUGACGGCGUGCAGGACUACGAAGAUCAGGAGGAGUACGAGGAUAACGAAACGCUCCGUCCGAAUAUGACAGCUUUAUCGGCUGAUGUCAGUGUGGAGACGGGAGAUGUCGAUGGCAAUGUGAUGGUCCACAGUGCCUCUCCAUUGGACUUGGUGCCGACCUUCCCAUCUUGGUCCGUUGUUAGCUUGGGCAUUGCUUCCCAGUACAACUCCGCUACAGGUCUGCCACAGCCAGGUUUCCUACAAGGCAGCAACUUCCUUCUGGCAUGGGACAUCCCGCUCAACGCUACGCAUGCAGGCCCGUUGUGCUUGUCCGGAGCAAAUGCGUGGACAGCACUCGCCCAGUGCAUGCAGAAAGGUCGCCCUAUCCGCCCUACGAAGUCCCUCAAAGACACCGGUGUCAGUACAAGAUUGUUUGUGGGAAUGGAGUACGAGUGCUUCUAUGGCAAUAGAUUCCUGGCCGCUGGUCCCAAUAAGGCAUCAAAGAUACAUCCCACUGGGCAUUUGAAGGAUUCCGCUAGCCGGGUAUUGGCAACGCCUAUGCCUCUUUACAUGGGCUGCCCUUGCAGAUCUGCUGGAAAGGCACACAUGGCACAACUGAUGCGGUUCUUCAUCACCACACCGGCCGAUGACAUCCAGGUCAUUCUGCAUCCUCAUGUACAGCCUGCGCCAUCGCCGUGCCCCGUAUUCAACUCUGGCAUGCCGGCAGGUGUUGCACUUCCGAGGAACAGCUUCUGCGUCCUCCGCUUCCCCUUCAUCUACGCCGAUGACACUGGCGCUAUUCUGCCGCCGUCCGAUCACAGCCGCAGCGUACGCGCCUGCUACCUGCUGGAGGGUCUGAUCGAGCUGCGCUCCCUUCCCGACCACUGGCAGUGAGUCGCCAGACACAGCUGCGUUCCUGAUGGGACCACGACGACACUAAACGACCAAGACUACCUGCCCGCUUCUACUUACAGUUGAACUGGUGAGGGGACGUACGUGGGCAUACUCCGAGGAAGGGCAGACGAGUAGAAGACCACACUGGAAGACUCCCCUUGAGAUCCUACCGAGCAGACUGCAGACCGCGCCACAGCACUACCUACACAGUUGGACAGUCAUGAUACCGCGCAGGAUCCUCGAUGGCCAAUGAGCUAAGACAAUGCACAUUGCCCACGUUGCCCGCGGCGAAGGCAAACAAUCCAGGCCGCGACGCAGAAGACAUCAUGUGCGUGGCUGUUUCUCCUUUCGAGUUCUGUGUAGCCAACGCUGAUUGUGGAGAGAGAGAGAAAAAGAAAGAGGUCCCCAGUGCAGCAUCUUGGCUGCUGGAGAAAGUUCCGCUUCUUGUACUCUCCGGCGAGUCACUGCAUUCAUUCGCUUUGCGGCCCUUCGUAUUUGCAGACUGCAUGCAGGCCGCCAUGUGGCCUCUAUAUCUCACCCGUGGAAUGAGACCCGCAGUUACCUUAUGUAGGGCAUUAGCACCCAAGAUGUACGCUCAGUUGGAUGCUUCACAUUACGGGAAUGUGUGUGCACGCAUACCAGUAUUAUAGACGAUCUAUCGUCAACCCUUUCGGGGUUUCCGAAGCCAAGUUAGCAGAUCAUGAUUCCAUCAUUGUUUGGUGGCAUUUUGGCCAUCGUUGCCAUACCACCUUCCUUCCAGUGUGCUCAGGUAUUUUAAGCUUUUUUUAGACUGAACUUGAACCUCCACAGUACAACGGCAAAGCAGGCAGCUCUAAAUUAAUUUUUGAUUUUUUUUAUCUGCACCGGUACUUGUAGAUGAACUUCACUUUCGAAAUUCACUUUGGUGACCUGCUCAAUCCACCCUGCAACCUGUUAAAAAUAGAACAGCUUUUCCUGUACACUGCACGCUGCUUGGCCCACGUGUAGCCACGCAUCGUCAUACAAGUAGCCGUCUCUUGCGAGAGUAUCUAGCCCGGCCCGUGGGUUAUGUUGCUGAAGUGCUUGCUUGCCUUUUUCAACUACUGUACCCUUAUUCCCGCAGGCAGUUUUUUUUACCACAGAGCACACGUUCAGCGCUCAGCAUCAGGUGCUGUUUCUUCCACGCAUCAUUUGUUUGCUUUUAUUUUGCUGAGACACGUUGUAAUCUUUGUCUAGACGUCCUCCUCCCCCACGCGUGCAUGCACACGCACACGCACGCACACACGCACGCAUGCACCCAUUGUGACGAUUGUAAUACUUCGCAGUAGCAGUGCCAGUGCUCUUUCCAUGAAUGCUCAUGAUAAUUAUGUUCUGACAAACAUGGUGUUCUACAUGAUGGUACAUGCACUCCUCUGAAAACACUCCACUUUAUUGUCACACAAAGCUUGUCAUAGAUGAUGCGAGGUGUAUUGCAUACUACAUUGUAGUUUUAUCCCCGUUUUUCAUGGAAGCACUCCAACGCUGCAAUUCACACAUAACUCAUCGUCAUCACCCGUACCAUAUUUGGUCUCUAUGUCUCUAUGGUCUCUAUGUUACAAACGUCUCCAUCGUCAUUUGGUUUUUUUGGCAUGGUUGUCCUCAUAGUGAAACAUUAACCCCCUUGUAUCAUUUCCGGUAAGCCAUGUUGCACUUCGAAGUUGAGCGGGUAUACUCUGA